This is a messenger RNA of Musa acuminata subsp. malaccensis (wild Malaysian banana), 2002 nucleotides long. NCBI's taxonomy places the organism in Eukaryota, Viridiplantae, Streptophyta, Magnoliopsida, Zingiberales, Musaceae. The record is from RefSeq and is a predicted model, not a curated record.
CAAGGGACCCUUUUGUGUGGAUUUGCUUGGUUGCUGUCUCUGAGCUGCUCCUCCCCACCCACCUCCCAUUUAAUACUACUCACCAUCGUUGAGCUUUAGUCUUACCCUCCCUCUCUUUGCCGGCCGGUGUCUGUGCCCGAUCUCAUUUUGGGUGUUUGGUAAGGUGAGCGAGGGGUGCUUCAACCUGCACAACCUACCUCCUGCUUUCCUCCUUUCCCAUUAUGUUGUCUUCGUUGCUGCAGGCUCCUCAUCCUCUCUCUUCCUUGGGGUUUCACGGCUUCCAAAUCAAUUCUUGAUUUGCCAGCUUUGUUUUGGAUUCUUGCACCCUCAGCUUUUGUUGUGAAAAUUUGGUUUCUUGAUAUUGGUGUCGACGGUCAACUUCCUUUCUGUGUGAACUCCGAUCUCGUUUUCUUGAUCCGUGCACUUUCAAUUCGCUACCUUUUGCUUCUUUUUCGUGGGUCGGCCAUGCUGGGAUCUUUGGAGGGAGACAGGUCUAGGUUUUUAUGAUGUGGAUUGGUGAGAGGAGAAGGAAGAUUUGACACACAGAGUAAUUGUGGUUGGGGAUAGGUAGAGAGAGAGAGAGAGAGAGAGAGAGGUUGCUUUCAUGGACUGGGAUUUGAAGAUGCCUCCAUGGUGCUUGGCUGAAUUGGACCGUGACGGUUCCAUCAUAAACGGGACGGCAGGGGGUCCUGCUGUGCACCGCCUGGCGAGUGGCCCAGAGUGCUCUGUCGAUCUGAAGCUUGGGGGACUGAGUGAUUCUGGAUCAUCAUACAAGUGGAAGGACCAAUUGAGGGUGUCCUCGAUGUCGGUACCUUCAUCUGGUCCACUGAAGAAACAACGAGCCAUGAGCAAUGCAAGCCAGAAAGCUUCGUGCUUGGUUGAUGGAUGCAAAGCAGAUCUUAGCAAGUGCAGGGAGUAUCACCGCCGGCACAAGGUUUGUGAGGCUCACUCCAAGACUCCGGUGGUUACGGUUGGUGGGCGAGAGCAAAGGUUCUGCCAGCAAUGCAGCAGGUUUCAUAUGCUUGUAGAAUUUGAUGAGGCGAAGCGAAGCUGUCGGAAGCGUCUUGAAGGCCACAACAGACGCCGAAGAAAACCUCAGCCAAGUUCUCUAAAUUCAGGUAUCAGAUUCUCGGCAUAUCCUCAAGUCCAUACAACUGUCACAACAGAGCCAAAUUGGACUCGAAUUGUCAGAAGAGAAGAAGAUACCACAGUCCCAGUCCUCAUUGAUAGGAAGACAUCGAAUGCCAACUCUUCUCACAGCUACAGCGAAGAAAGAAAGCAGUUCCCUUUCUUGCAAGAGAGCGAGACCAGUCUCAGCAACAUAACACCUCUUAUAACGAGCAGACUGUCCGGGAUCAGCAGCAGCGAGAUGCUCUCCGAUGGUCUAACCCAAGUAUUCCAUUCUGAUCGUGCUCACUCUCUUCUGUCAUCGCCGACGACACAGACAUCGCUCAUUAACCCAUGCCAUAUGAUGCGAUCAGCUGAUGGGAUUGUGAUGGGUCAGCCCCUUGUUUCAAGUAUGCAGUACAGCGAUCUGACACAGUACUCUCGCGUGGCGACCGAAGGUGUAUCACUGACUGGAUAUUCAUGUUCAGGUGUCGGCGGGGAUGAUCGUGCGAGGACCAUCAUGGUUUCAGAGGCUAAUGGUGUUGGCAUUCAUCGUCAGAAAGUGUUCUGUAGACGUGGUGAAGGCUCCACAGCUCUUCCCUUCUCUUGGCAGUAGUUUGAGCCUGCUUUGAUGAGCAAUCGCCGAACACAGCGAGAGUCAUCCUCAAAGUUGGAUUCUUAGCAUUCUUAAGAUCUUCAAUGAUCAAGUUCUCUCUGGCUUUGAUCCCACCUGAACAAUAACAAAUCAUUUGUGGCAUCAUAUUGUCGUGUUGAAGGUUAUGCCAUGGCCUUCUUAUCAUGUCCUAAAGAAUUGGUGGUGGAAGCUCUGAUCUUUGUGGAUGUUGCAAGUGUUACUAUUCUGAAGGCUAUUAUUAUCCACUUGUCUCGUGAAUCC